GCAGUUCGAGAGUGCGCACGCGUGUGCUGUGUGGUCCCCGCGUAGAUCGGGUUGAAAGGUACCGUUUCCCGCGUACAAAUUGUGGAUUGUUAUAAUUCGCAUUAUUGAGUGAAACGUCGAGAUCGAUCAAGAAAUACAACCAACAGUUAUUCAUCAAAAUGAUUGUUGGAAGAGAGGUUUCUGGUGCUAUCUUUACACGCAUAUUCAUGUAGAGAAUUUGCAGAAGGUUGCUUAAUUAUUCAUGCCUCAGUUUAAGUGUGCGUGAUCCGUCUAGUGAACUUUCAUUGAUAUACUUAUCAAACGUCGUUCGGUUUUUCUUCGUACAGUGUUGCUGAAAAUACAGCUGUGAUUGUUGCAGUACAUACGUCAAUUGAGCUCUUGAAUGUACGUUGUGUUCUCUCUGCACAGUAACUAUCAGGGGUUGACUCGAUUGUUUUUUAUUAUUAUCUUGUCAUUUCAUUAAAAUAAAAUCAUAGCGGCAAACGCAAGCAAGUAGGGCAAAUGCACAGUGUGAAAUAGUAAUUUCAGCCUGAUGGUUGUGUUGCGUUGUUUUUCCUGAAUCCUGCUGUUUUGACAAGUGCUUAAUGUACAAAAAAUAAAUAUAUUCGUGUGUGAUCAACUUAAAAUAAUAUAUUGAGCUGAUAAAUAAAGUUUCCAAAAUUGAUAAAUAAAGUUUCCAAACAUAAUGUGUGAAGUGUAAUAAAAAGCUGCUACUUGUACACAGUUAAGAGCGAAGUAAAGAAAAAUAAAAAUCAAGUUUUAGUGCAUCUCAAAAGCGGUUUGUGGAGUGUUUACUAACGUGCUGAUUGGUUGUUUUAAAUACAUAUCCUUAACAUAACCAUUAUUACGAUUCACUGAAUGCUCCCGCUUAACAUACUACUUUAUGCGAUGUUUUUUGAUCGACUGUAGCGUUACAGUGCAGUUACUCGAACCUAUCAAAGUGAAUUUCACACAUAUGAACAAACGUACCGUCAAGCACGCACGAUUGCUGGCACGCAUCGAGCCAGCCAAGUGCUGUUGAUAGGCAUUGCAGGCGAGCAAGUGUAGUUGCUUCAGGUGCAAAUUUUAUGUCAGCUUCGGUGCAAUAGUAGUUGGUUUGUGUCUUUCGCAAACUAUCCAUAUAGUGUAGUAGUCCAACCCUUGCAGUAGCUGUGAAACGAAACGAGACGAAAGAAACGUGAAAUAGCUUGUGAAAGGUGCCGUGCAACGGCACACCGACAGCACCACCAACACUGCACUUGUGCACCAAUCCGAAGAUCUUACCCAGGACAGUCAAAAAAUAAUCAAGAUGACUUGCGGCAUUUCUUGUGUGGACAAUGCGUUAAACAAAUCCUUCUUUAAGCUGGGUCUCUUCAUCGGAAGGCAUCCGGGCUACUUUCUUAUAGUACCUGUUUUACUAGCUCUUCUGUGUAUGACUGGCUUUCAACAAAUAAAAUACGAAAUCGAUCCAGAAUAUUUGUUCUCACCAGUCCGAGGGGAGGGCAAAUCAGAACGUGCCAUCGUUGAAAGCUACUUCAAGGUCAACUAUACGCACCGUUUCAACGUUGGAAGAAUUACUCGCCCGGGGAGGUUCGGUCGAGUAAUUGUCAUUUCGAAGGACGAACACAACAAAAAUCUCUUACGAAGCGAAGUUUGGCAGGAGUUACGACUGCUGGAUGGAAUUAUACAGAAUGCUACUGUGCAGUACGACGGUGAAUCAUUCACGUACCGUGAAGCUUGUGCUCGUUGGGAAAAUGAAUGCUUUACGAACGAUAUACUAAACUUGGACAAAAUAAUCGAUGAGGUAGAAACUGGCGAUCUAAAUCUAACUUUCCCAGUAAUGUUCAACCCCGUGACGUGGGAUGCUCACGUCUUUCCAGUAUUCUUCGGUGGAACGCAGGUAUCAGAAGACAAUCUGAUCGUUUCAGUGCCAUCAUUGCAGUUGGUGUACUUUGUUACGGCCGACUCCAAACGACAGGAUGCUCGAGGAGCGGCCUGGGAAGAAGCGUUUCUGGAGGCUGUUGGUUAUGCCGAAGACCAUGGAGUCUUCAAAUACAUUUCUGUUGCACGUUUCGCAUCACGCACUCUGGAUCACGAGCUAGAGAGAAAUACGCGAACAGUGGUUCCGUACUUUAGCUCUACUUUCGUCUUGAUGAUAGCUUUCAGUGUUGUGACCUGCAUGAUGGGCGACGUAGUGCGAUCCAAACCGUGGCUCGGACUGAUGGGUAACGUAUCAGCUGUGAUGGCAACGUCUGCCGCCUUCGGUUUGGCCAUGUAUCUGGGCAUUGAGUUCAUCGGAAUCAAUUUGGCGGCACCGUUUCUUAUGAUUGGUAUCGGAAUAGAUGACACGUUCGUUAUGUUGGCCGCCUGGCGACGUACGUCCGUAAAGUUAUCUGUCCCAGAACGCAUGGGUCACAUGAUGUCGGAAGCAGCCGUCUCUAUCACUAUCACAUCGUUGACCGACAUGAUCUCCUUCUGGAUUGGCAUCCUCAGCCCCUUUCCAUCGGUUCAAAUUUUCUGUGCGUAUAGCGGAUUUGCCGUGUGCUUUACCUACCUUUGGCAUGUUACGUUCUUCGCCGGCUGUAUGGCCGUAUCGGGACACUGCGAGUUCAAAAAUCUGCAUGCCAUCUUCGGAUACAAGGUUCUGCCGGAAUCGGUUGCUAUAAAAGGCUGUGGUAGACACUCAACAUAUCCUCAAGCACUGACCAGCAGAUUAUCGACAUUACCAAUCGCAGUAUACCCCGUUUUCCCAAGGAAAAACCCCGAAUGUAAUUGUAAAAGUGAAGAAAGUUGAAUAGUACGUCAUAGUUUUGCUCUCCCUGCUUCAAGUUAAGGUCCGAAAAACAAUUUGAUCUUUUGACUGUAGUGCGCAGUUUUUGAGGUCGCGGUUAUGCAACAGCUUUCAGCUCAAUUCAUUUUUGACAGCAAAGGAGAGGCAGGCUGGUCGAUUCCUUUCGUACGAUGCAUAUCGAACUGAUUGCCCAAUAGGAAAUUCCCAAGAAACGACCGCCAAAUCAUCACCGGCCUCGGAACAAACUUCAUCAAGUGAGUCUGUAUGUGAGGAGCAUUCAAUUAAGUCCUACCAUACUCUGACCGAAUCAAGGUUCGCCUAAGAAUUGCUUUACUUCAAGAAAGACCUUGUACGUGA
Messenger RNA from Anopheles merus, 3127 nucleotides. Its product is annotated as patched domain-containing protein 3-like. The record is from RefSeq and is a predicted model, not a curated record. NCBI's taxonomy places the organism in Eukaryota, Metazoa, Arthropoda, Insecta, Diptera, Culicidae. The transcript has 8 exons. Gene Ontology annotation, cellular component: cytoplasmic vesicle membrane; plasma membrane. The coding region runs from base 1289 to 2773 and encodes 494 amino acids.